Molecule: messenger RNA, 6350 nt
Organism: Pygocentrus nattereri (red-bellied piranha)
Lineage: Eukaryota; Metazoa; Chordata; Actinopteri; Characiformes; Serrasalmidae
Gene: ppp2r3a
Product: protein phosphatase 2, regulatory subunit B'', alpha
Exons: 15
Coding region: 717-4337 (1206 amino acids)
Biological process (GO): protein dephosphorylation
Cellular component (GO): protein phosphatase type 2A complex
Molecular function (GO): calcium ion binding; protein phosphatase regulator activity
Source: RefSeq, a predicted model, not a curated record
CUGCGUGUGUGGCUCUGGCCGGGAGUAGUCGCGGCUCUGCGGGCUUCAGCUCAGCGGAGCUUCGCUCGGACAGAACCAGGACAAGCGGGGAAUCAGGCACAGCGGGAAUUCAGCUUCAUCAGGCGGGCGAAGGAGACUCGGAACCCCGCGGCUGGAGGAUUGAAUGAACUUGUGCAGAGCUGAUGGAGCUGUGAUCACAUCGCCCAGUUCAUGUCCUUCUAACCAGGGAACAGGUGCUCUUGUUGGAUUUACAAAAAAAUCUGCAACCAACUAGAGAGAAAGAGAAGAAAAAACAUCUGUGAAACACAUCAAGGCAGAACUAUCACCGGGUGGCUUGUGGUUUACGGGUUUGAGAAAGGGGCCAGGAGACUUCCCCGUGGCCACAGGCCUCUACUGUCCACAGGAAAGAUGAUCAGGAGCACUGUGUUUUGGCCUAUAAUUAGGCCACAGUAUCCUGUGCUGAGGAAUGGAUAGCCUCAUCGCUAUGGCUAACAAUUACCUCCUUAACCAUGGGGCUCUGGUAAAGGACUGGCAUGGACAUUAUUUUUCUUUGGCCUUAAAUCAGCAGAAUCAGCAUUUGGAGUAGCCCUUUAUUACUGUAAAUCUCCACAAGAGAACCUUUCCUAGCUGUUUGCCUUGGUUUGGGACCGAAGAGUUUUUUUAACAUUUGCAGUUUUUUUAUUAGCUGAUUUUACUGUAAUCAGGAGGCAACAUUUAUGUUACAUGAAGUCACGUAUACAUUUCUAAAGAACAUGGCAGCAACUUAUCGCAUUGUGGUCAGCAGCAUAAACUGUUACAACAGUGUGGUGAUCGACCGGCGCGUUCAGCACACGGUGCAUUACUGUAAUGGACCUUGCGGGGCAUUGAAACAUGGGUUUAACUGCAUGGUGGCUCAUCGCAGCACCUGUGCUGAGCUUCUGGAUGUACCUAUUUCCCGUCCUUAUACGGACCGGCCUAUGAGCCUCCACGAGUCUGCCGCUAAAACUGUGGAGAAUGGCAGCUCUGGUAAUUUCUGUGAGGAUUAUCACCAGGCCAUCCCUAGAAUCAAGAAAGGAUCAACCAUCCAAAGCUCGACAAGCCUGAAGGACAUCACAGGUGAGGCUAUCAACUUAGCUAGUGGGAAGACCAAAGAGUUUUCCUUUGAGAAGAUCAAGUACUCCUCCAGCCACGUGACCUUCAGAAAGGGCCGAAAGGUUAGGCCCGAUUCAUUCAGCCGAAGGUCCACUGACCUUGAUAUAAUCUACGGCCACUUUGCAGGCAACGAUGAGAAUUGUCCUCCUUUUGGCCUUUUGCAGAAGUCAGUGGCAGAAGAGCAGAAGCUUAGCCGCAGUGCCUCUCUAGAGCAAAACCUGAACAGCAGUACGGCCACGCUUUACCUCAACAGCCUCAGCGAGGAGAACCUUAUUGCAAGAAUACUGGAGAAGACCAAGGCGGACAGCAGCACCUCAGGGGAAGACAUAAAAGCCUGCCUGGACAUCCUGCUGAAGUGCUCGGAGGACUUGAAAAAGUGCACAGACAUCAUAAAGCAGUGCAUCAAGAGGAAAUCCAUGGGUGGGGAUGGAAACGAGGAUUCUGGCAACCCUGAAGCCAUCUAUAAGAAUGUAAUGGCACGACUUUCCAGCUACCUCAAGAGGCUACCUCUGGAGCUGGAGCUGGGUCAAACUGGGAGGCAAGAACACAACGAUUUGUCUGAACUGCUCAACAGCCUCCAUGGACUACAGCAAAGUCCGUUCUCGCCAAUUUUUGGCAAUGAACAGCCACCGCGCUAUGAGGAUGUUGUCCAUUCCCCGCCACUGACAAAACAACAGUCUAAAUCUUUAUCCUCAUCUUCUCAGCCUGAGACCCACGAAGGUUCCAGGGAUCUCACAGGGAGCUUAAAACCUGUCCAGGGUCUCGUUGUAUCGUUAUCAUCCCAUGCAUCUGUUAAUGGCAGCAACCUACCUUCUGUUUCCAGUGCAUCCACUUUUCAUUCGGUCUCUACUAGCCGCCAUGAUCCCUUCUCUUCCACCAAUUCCCUGUUAUCCAGCAGCACGGACAGCAUCUGCAAAGACUCCAUGGAGGCUCUCUACAUAGAAGAAGAUGCAGAUGUGGGUCGGACCUUGGACAAGACAGGGAGAUAUGAGGGGAAGCAUGGCAGCUAUGGUAUUUCAGAUUCCAGGCAGCAUUCAAAAAGACCCAGUGCCCUCUCAGACACAGGCACGAGUGUUACAGAUAAACUCACAGAUUUCAGUAGAAAUGGAACUGCUUACAAACCCAGAUCUGAGCCAGUUGUUAACCAGCCAUACAGCAUGGAUUCAAGAACACUCUCAAAACCAGCACCACACAUCAGCAGGGAAGGGGAGGACGAUAUUGACAAACUACUGAUGGACUUGGAGUGCCUCUCCCAGAACAUGCAAAAGGAACCUCCACUUCCACCCAAGUUGAAGCGAAUGAAUGAAUCUGUUCACCAGGCAAACUCCUACCAAAACCAGCACCAUAUUUCUAGCUCAGGGACUCAAGGUCCAGCAGUGACCCAGAAUCCUCCCGGGCUCUCGUACCCCAAGCCAAUGGACCGGGAGACUGACAAGGCAGGUGAAGAGGAUGAUGGUGCUUUGCUGCUGCGGAUUCUGGAAAGCAUCGAGAGCUUUGCUCAGGAGCUGGUGGAGAGUGGUGCUGGAUUAGGCACUCAGUCCAAGGAGCGUGAGGUCAUGCGUCUGCUCCAGGACACUUUGGCCACCGCUAAACAGGAAACUUCUCCAGAGGCUCUUCCUGAGCCUCCAGUGGAAAGUACACCUGUGCCUGCUAAUGCAUCUGUAGCACCUGCAGCUACACCUUCACCUGUGCCUGUUUCAGUGACCAGUCCAGUGCCCACUGGCAGAGACACAGGUUCGACUAUACUGAUCCAGCAGACGCCUGAAAUCAUCAGGAUCCAACCAGAGAAGAAACCCGGAAGUCCUCCUCCAGUGCCAGCUCCAGCUCCGUCCACCCCGGCCCCCCGCUCCCCCUCCCCACCGCCAGCCAAAGUGGUGGUCAUCCCUCCUCCUCCCUCCAUAAACAUUCCACGCUUCUACUUCCCAACAGGCCUUCCAAACUGCGCUGCCAACUAUGACGAGAUCAUUGCCAAAAUUGAGACAGCCUUCACAGAGUUUGAGGAGGAGAAGGCCGACAUUUACGAGAUGGGGAAGAUCGCGAAGGCAUGCGGAUGUCCACUGUACUGGAAGGCCCCCAUGUUUAACUGUGCAGGAGGAGAGAGGACCGGCUUCGUCUCUGUCCACUCCUUUAUCGCAACCUGGAGGAAGUUGUUACACAGCUGCUAUGACGACGCAUCCAAGUUUGUUUACUUGCUGGCCAAGCCGGGCUGUAAUUACCUGGAACAGGAAGACUUCAUCCCUCUGUUGCAGGACAUCGUGGACACUCACCCUGGGCUGACGUUUUUAAAGGACGCUCCAGAAUUCCAUUCCCGCUACAUCACCACCGUGAUCCAGCGGAUAUUCUACACAGUCAAUCGCUCCUGGACAGGCAGGAUCACCAUGACUGAGCUCAGGAGAAGCAACUUUCUGCAGACUCUUGCCCUGCUGGAAGAGGAGGAUGACAUCAAUCAGAUCACAGACUACUUCUCCUAUGAGCACUUUUACGUAAUCUACUGUAAGUUCUGGGAGUUGGACACUGACCACGACCUCUUCAUUGACCCAAAAGACCUGGCCAGGUACAACGACCAUGCGUUGUCCAGCAGGGUCAUCGAGAGGCUCUUCUCAGGAGCUGUGACCCGGGGAAACUCUGUGCAGAGAGAAGGAAGGAUGAGCUAUGCUGAGUUUGUGUGGUUUCUCAUCUCAGAAGAAGACAAGAAGAAUCCCACGAGUGUGGAGUACUGGUUCCGCUGCAUGGAUCUAGACGGUGAUGGGGUUCUCUCCAUGUAUGAGCUGGAGUUUUUUUAUGAAGAGCAGUGCGAGCGGAUGGAGGGAAUGGGGAUAGAGCCGCUGCCCUUCCAGGACCUGCUCUGUCAGAUGCUGGACCUCGUCAAACCAGAGUGCCAAGGUAAGAUGACUCUGCGUGAUCUGAAACGCUGCAGGAUGGCUCACAUAUUCUUUGACACGUUCUUCAACCUGGAGAAGUACCUGGACCAUGAGCAGAGAGAUCCAUUUGCAGUGCAAAAGGAUUUGGAUGGAGAUGGUCCUGAACCCUCAGACUGGGAUAAAUACGCAGCAGAAGAGUACGAGAUCCUGGUGGCUGAAGAAACAGCCAGCGAGCAGCUACAGGAUGGGUCUUUUGAUGAUGAUUAUGAGUCUGAGGAGCUUUCGGUCCCUUCGGAGCUCGGAAAUAAAAUGGACAAACUGGUGAUUUCUGACCUUUCAGCGUGAUCGUCCAUCAGAAACACUCACCAACCUCAAAAAAAAGGAACUACACUUUUUUCUACAGUUAAAAACGGACGUUUUGUGCUUUUGAGUGUGUAAUACUAAAAAGCUUCUCGGGCUCCCACCAAGGCUUCAUGUGCAAUAUGUCUUAACUGUAAUCACCCGUUUCUCUCUCUCUCACUGAUGGAGACUUUCUCCCUCCCUCCCUGUAAAAACAAACUGCCGGCUGGUUCCAUCCACCCUUUUUAAAGAAGACUGAGACGAAAUAGAGGCGGACUCUUUAGGACACUUUAGAAUGUGUUUUAGUGUGAGUGAAAUGAUGUUGCUGCAGGUUUAUUUUCAUGUUAUUGUUGUUCCCAGUGCCGGUCCUUCCUAUAUGAAAAUAGUGAAUUUGCAUAGCCCCUCCCCGCUGCACAUAAUACCAUUGUGACUUUUCAUGUUAUUUAUUAUUUAGCUAUGCUUGUUAGAGGCCCUACAUUUCUAAAGAUGAUGUCAGAUAUGCUUAUAUACCAAUGGUGACUGUCAAAGUGCAAUAUCAGUAUUACUAUUAUUAUUAUUAUAUUUUUCCCAUCUUCUAUGUGGAGCUAGUGCUAUCUUAAAGCUGAAAGCUAUGCAUUAUUAGUGCAAAGAAAAGGAAAAAAAUUAAGCAUCCUGAUAGUGAGGUGAGAACAAGAUGCAGAAAAGGUAAUAAAAGUGUUGUAUAUUCAGUGAAAUAAUGACUGGAGUAGAAAUAAAAGUAGCCUGGUGAAAAAGUCUAGUCUCAGGUCCAAACACUUUGGGGCCAUGUGUAUGAACGUGUGUAAAAUCCCUGCUAAAAUGAUGCAUUUGUUUGUACGUUUUUUGCCAGAUACAUGAAAAAGAAAGACAUUUCUUAUUCAUUCUCUCAUAGUAACAUUAUGAUUUGCAUUAGCUUGACAUGCUCUUCACUUUUACUGGAGUCUGACAUUAAUAGACUUUAAAAAGGCAUGUUUCUUAUUCUGCAGUACCACUGCUUUCCACUAGUUCCCACUGUACCCCCAAAAUUCAAGUACAGCACCUCCAAAGUAUCCAGGUUCUCAUGCCAAGACUCACUUUUCAUAAAUAUCUAUGUUAACUCGCUGCGUUCUUGUAUAGGACUGAAGUUUUCUGCACUUAAACGGUUUUAAAUUGGAUUCGAAUGGAACUGACUAUAAAGUAGAUUCACUUCCUCACUAAUAUGCUCAAGUAGAAGUAAAAGUAUUACCAUUUGAAAAUACUCAGGAAAGUCCAUCAAAAUGUUACUGAACUAAAUGGAGCUCAUUACUACACCUCGGAUUAUCACUCUAAUUAAGGAAGGGGGCAGUAAUUCAUUAAUUAAUUGUGUAUUAAUAUUACUGUAGUAGAGGGUGUGUGCAUAUGGGCCACAUGAACUUUGGGCCCAAGAAAGGCUCGGACCGGCACUGGUUUUGUUCCACAUGCAACUGUUAUCGAGAUAUUAACCCCCUUUAUAGGUCAAGGUAUUAGUUUAGGCCACUGAGAGCUUUAUGGAGAAAAAAAGUGACAUCACAAAGUAUACUGAACAUUAUGUAUUUAAAUUAAUGUUGCACAUUGACAUUGAGGAGAGCACAUCAGUGCUGAAACACUAUUGGUGAUGUAUUGCAACCCCUAGUGGUCGCCAGAGGUAUUGCAUGUUGAAACUUAAGCGGAUUGUGCCCAUGUGCUCGGUAUGACUUGCUAGGCUUAUAUUUAUUUAAUUUUUUUUUAAUUGACUACAUACAUCAAAGUUCAAACUUCACUAAACAUUUCCAUAUUCACAUGUACCCUUAUGUGGAAAACUAAAACAGGGCAAUCUUAAAUGUUUAGAAGAUGCUGUUUGGAUGAUUGUGCUUUCCUUCCUCAGCCAUAUUUCUUCUAAACGUAGACUGUGCUCCAACGUAAACAGAGAACUGUUCUAGGUAAAGCUGAAUAGAGACUGAAUAGAGAAAAGUUACUCUAGUGUGUUGAGAAUGUUUAAGGAGACUGAUGUUCGCUUGUAAUCCUGUAUAAAGGUGUGAAUAGUGA